Messenger RNA from Helicoverpa zea (corn earworm), 1037 nucleotides. RefSeq names its product diphosphoinositol polyphosphate phosphohydrolase 2 (gene Aps). The transcript has 3 exons. Gene Ontology annotation, molecular function: bis(5'-adenosyl)-hexaphosphatase activity; bis(5'-adenosyl)-pentaphosphatase activity; endopolyphosphatase activity. Gene Ontology annotation, biological process: diphosphoinositol polyphosphate metabolic process; adenosine 5'-(hexahydrogen pentaphosphate) catabolic process; diadenosine pentaphosphate catabolic process. The coding region runs from base 367 to 837 and encodes 156 amino acids. NCBI's taxonomy places the organism in Eukaryota, Metazoa, Arthropoda, Insecta, Lepidoptera, Noctuidae. The record is from RefSeq and is a predicted model, not a curated record. Gene Ontology annotation, cellular component: cytoplasm; nucleus.
CGUUUCCGACUUCCGGCUGUCAGCUGAUAGACUCCCUAUUGCUUUCCACCAAAAACUAUUUCGAUUUUCGCAAAGAAAGAAUACGUCAGGCACCAUUCAACAUGGGCUUGAAAUACGCGAUCAAAAGCUAGUUUUAGCUGAAAUAUUGCUCUAAUUGUAGCGUUAUUGUUAUUAUAGUUUCAUUUUACAUGUACGUUGUGUAACUUUAUUAGUAGAAAAUGGAUACGUUCAACAUAGGAUACUUCGGUUAUGGCGUUUGUUGAUCAUUAAAAAAUUACGUUCAGUUGAUAGUUUUUCUUUAUAUUUGAUGUCAGCUUUUCGUUUGUGAUCGUCUGUUUAGUUCGUGUUUACGUGUUUAAUGUAAAAAUGGUGAAGGAGAAGCCUAAUUCGAUUCGGAUUUACGACGACGAGGGAUUUAGACGUCGCGCGGCGUGUAUCUGCGUUCGUUCUGACGCCGAAACAGAGGUGCUCCUGGUGACAUCGUCGCGACGGCCGGACAACUGGAUCGUGCCCGGCGGCGGCGUCGAGCCCGAAGAGGAGCCCUCGGUGACCGCAAUGCGCGAGGUGCUCGAGGAGGCCGGCGUCAUCGGCAAACUCGGCCGAUGUCUCGGAGUAUUCGAGAACCGAGAGCACAAACACCGAACAGAAGUGUACGUGAUGACGGUGACCCAGGAGCUGGCGGAGUGGGAGGACUCGCGGCUGAUGGGUCGCAAGCGGCAGUGGUUCUCCAUAGACGACGCGCUGGCGCAGCUGGCGCUGCACAAGCCCAUCCAGCGCCACUACAUCCAGCAGCUGCGCCGCUCCAAACAGAGCAAGCCCGACGACCCCGGCAGCUAGGCUCGGCUCGGCCGCUAGGUUAAGGCAGCCCGGAACUGAAUCUAGCCGCGGCAGCGCGCUGCGUCGCGUUGGGCUUCAAACGACCGCGACCCCACAACACGUAUAACAUCUCCUUUUUUCUAUUUUUACGUAUAUUUUUAUACUACAAUGGAAUAAAUGUUAAUUUUAUUUUGUUAGCAUUAAAACGAAAAGACAUACAA